AAGAUAACUUACACAUGUGACUAGGGGAUUCUCGAAUGCAGCUGUUUGUAGUAUGAUUGACGCCAAUAACAGCGAAUUGAAGCCAUUUCUGUGAGCGAUCGAAUUACUAAUCAGUUGUUCCAAUUUAUAAACCAACACAUAAAACCGAGGUGGCUCGAAAUGGAGAUUAGAUUCAGCAGUUUAAUGUUGCUAUUGUCAUGCAGUCUCCACCAGUCACUUUUGGGAAUUCUCGCGUCGGUGCCCCAUACCGAUGCCAAAAAAUGUCAACACAAAUUAAGUUCCAAGGGAGAGCCGGUGAAGAAAGUCCAGAUGAUCCGACGUAUACCAGCGCGCUGCUCCGGAUGGGAUGAAGCAUGGUCCUGGAUCUCCAAGAAAGACUGCCAUACCAAAUAUAUAUUGGACUAUGUAGAACUACCAAGUGCUGUCCAGAGAGAUGACGAAGAUUGCGAAGAGGAAUUAUCCGUACCUGCACCCAGCAACCAGUUUGACAUAACUGAUGAGAAGUUCUUGGCGAUAACAUUUGGGUCUGCAACCUUGGCUCUUCUUAUAAUUGUGGUGAUCAUUGUUGUCAGCGUUAUGCGUCGGGGGAAUUAUAGAUGUACAUGCUGUGGAGAUGGACCCGCCUACAUUUCUGCUAAUGUUGUUGAUCGAGAAAAUCCCAACGAAAUAAGAAACUGCAAUCUCUACGAAGGAAAUACACCAGAUGGUGACCAUAUUUACGAGGAGGUAUUUGACAAAACGAAAGUCAACAUCGACGAUAAAGAACCAUCUGAUAUUAACAUGUAUGUGCCUAAAGAAGACAUUAAGUCGAAAACCUCUAACGGGGUUCAUCAGAGAAGACCAGUUACACCAACAGCGCCUUUGGAAGAGGACGUCACUAAUACUGCUGGGAUAGCUCAACCUAAUGAAUAUAGUGUUUUGAAAGAAACUCUCGUUAAAUCUGUUGACAAACAUACUAAUAUUUCUGAAAAUGUUAGUGUAUACACACAUGAUACACAAUUAAGUACUCGAAUUGCUGCAGACAGCGACAAAAACAUUCUUGAUGCAAAACCACGUUCUGAAGGAGCAUAUAAAAACAUUGAUAACGAAUUAAAUCAUGAAGAUUUAGAACGAGACAGUCUUCUUUGUAAGGAGCAAAAUGGCGUCGUUCUUGGUAGCGCAUCUGAACAUGAAGAUCAAAUUGUUCAAAUUAAUGAGUCACGUGAUGCAGAUUGA
Messenger RNA from Dreissena polymorpha, 1215 nucleotides. RefSeq lists its product as uncharacterized. The transcript has 7 exons. Bases 160 to 1215 code for a protein of 351 amino acids. Lineage: Eukaryota; Metazoa; Mollusca; Bivalvia; Myida; Dreissenidae. The record is from RefSeq and is a predicted model, not a curated record.